ACUUCAUUUUCCGGGCAGAUCCUUAUAAUGAUCGAGCAUAAAAUAAAUGCCCUGAGGAAAUUCAACAGACCAACCACAAUCAUAAACGAAAUCUAGAACUGCUUCUAAACUCGAUUAAAUUUCUUCUGCAUCCCUCACAGCUUCUCAGAAAUGGGUUUAUGGAUUGCAGGCAGAGGGUGAAAAUUAUGCGAAUCCAUUGACAUGCUUCUUCCAUGUUCUUUUCAAGGCGAGUCAUUUCUUCUCUAUUGUUUUUCAAGUAAUUUUGCACAUUUCCAUUGAAUAUAGAGAUAAGUUAAAGUAAUUUUAUAGGUUAAAUCCUAGCGGGCAUGCUCCAUUUGGCUGUGGGAGGAGGGAACUCUACAUUUUAGUUUAUCUAUAUUGGUUAAUUUUGCACCUCGUGAGGUUUCGACUCUUCAAUAAAGCUUGUGAUACAUGAAACCUCCACAGAUCUGUCUAAGCCUUGAGAUGUAGAUGGACUGGCAAGACUCUUUUUUGUCCCUGAAUUUGGAUCAUGAGAUCGAAAUCAAAGAAUUUACAGAAAUUGAAGAAAAAAUGAAAAAAUUGAAAAUGUCCUCUGUUUCUCAGAAUGGGGGAUUCUCAUAUGCCCGAGGGACAAGAGUCAUGUUUUCUAGACUGGAUAAGUGAAUACAAGACAAUCCCUUCUGCAUUUUUGCCCACCCUCCCCCACUACCCCUACGCCCCACCUCCCCCAAACACGCACACACACACAUAGUGAUUUAUAUAGUGCAUGGUUAUGUGGCUACAUGCUUGAGAUGAAGCUGAUUUUUGUUUUUGAUGUAUCUGGCCCAGGGAGCAGCAAUUGCGUUUUAUAUAUUGUUCUCUCUGUUUGUGGAUUCUUUUGUGAUUAUUUUCGUUGUAACUGUCCUGUUGGCUGCUCUUGACUUUUGGGUGGUCAAGAAUAUCAGUGGAAGAAUUUUAGUUGGCCUGAGAUGGUGGAAUGAAAUCAAUGAGCAAGGGCAAAGUAUAUGGAAAUUCGAAUCUCUUGAUCAGGAUUCAUUAGCUCACAUGAAUAGGAAGGAUUCUUGGCUCUUUUGGUGGACUCUUUAUCUCAAUGCUGCUGUUUGGUUUGCACUGGGAAUUGUAUCCUUAAUCAAGUUUAACAUUGAUUAUCUUCUUGUGGUGGGAGUUUGUUUGAGCUUAAGCAUUGCGAACAUUGUUGGAUUUACCAAAUGCCAAAAAGAUGCGAAGAAACAGGUGCAGAAUUUUGCAUCUCGGACAUUUGUUUCACAUGUUACAUCAAAGCUGCAGUCAGGUCUCGGUGGUUUGAUUAUAUAAAUCUGUCAGUUAAGUGGACUGGUAUCAUAGUGAGGUCAUUUUAAGGGUUCAACAUAUUGCUUCUUUCCUCCCACCGAGUAUCAUUAUUUUUGGAUAAAUUCUCUUGGUAUUGAUGUAUAUUAAUUCUGAGACGGCAUGAUUUUUCCAGAUUAGCAUUUUGUACAAAAGGAAUCAAUAUGUUUGAUUUCUUGUCUCAUCAUGCUUGUUAAUUUACAUACACAAUUACAUAUCAAGAUCCGGAUUUGUUAAAAAGACUGGCUAAUUUUAAUUCA
This is a messenger RNA of Cryptomeria japonica (Japanese cedar), 1568 nucleotides long. RefSeq names its product Golgi apparatus membrane protein-like protein ECHIDNA. Bases 796 to 1296 code for a protein of 166 amino acids. NCBI's taxonomy places the organism in Eukaryota, Viridiplantae, Streptophyta, Pinopsida, Cupressales, Cupressaceae. The record is from RefSeq and is a predicted model, not a curated record. Gene Ontology annotation, cellular component: Golgi membrane. The transcript is spliced from 5 exons. Gene Ontology annotation, biological process: vesicle-mediated transport; protein secretion.